AAGAUAUUUAUUUCCAUAUCUAUGGAAGGAGGUCCCUCCUGGCUGCACAGCCGCAUCCUGUAUCAUAUGUUAAUGAAGUUAAUGGUGGAGCUCCAGUGACAGCCGGCUGCUGAAGACCAAUCAGAGAGCUCGCAGAUGGAAGUCAGUGUGUUUGAGGCUCUGCAGGCAGGAGGUGUUUGAAGAACCAUGUCGGCUCCUCCAGUGAUGUAAAGAAGGAUCCCUUUCGCUUUUAUCCGAUUUUCACCUCCUAUACAGCUGUGAACAUGCACACUGUAACCUAUCACUGCGGGGAACGCUUUUUCACCAACAAUGCAUUGGACUUAAGUGUGGAUUUGUUCCAAGUUUUCCUCGCUGUCCGACACAACUCAUGAAACCCUCUUCAGAGCGACGGGUUUAUGGACUCGCGUAUUAGCUAAUGAUGUCUAUGGGUUUCAUGCCUGACAGUCUGAAUGCCUCAGAUCCCUCCAAAUCGGCCUUUCUAGAGUUUGGCCACGGACAUCCGGCACACCAGCAGCACUCCCCCGGACUCUCUCACAUUUACCCCGUCCAUGGCUUACACGCUGCUGGGCAUUCCCAGCACGAAAGUCCUUUUCCUGGCAGCGCGUCCUAUGGCCGCUCUUUGGGCUACGCCUACCCCGGCGCGGUGAACACUCAUCCCCCGUCUGCUUACAUGCCCUACCAGCACAGCAAUCACUGCAGCAACAGCAGCAGUCUGGCCCACAGCAGAUUAGAGCAGACAGAUCGCGAGAAGUCCACGGUGAUUGAGAACAGGGAUAUUCGUCUGAAUGGCAAGGGGAAGAAAAUCCGGAAGCCUCGGACCAUCUACUCCAGCCUGCAGCUGCAGGCCCUGCACCAGCGCUUCCAGCAGACCCAGUACCUGGCCUUACCGGAGCGGGCCGACCUGGCCGCCAAACUGGGGCUCACCCAGACUCAGGUGAAAAUAUGGUUUCAGAAUAAGCGCUCUAAGUAUAAAAAGAUCAUGAAGCAUGGCAGCGGAUCAGAGGGAGAACAUCUCCACAGCACCAGCUCCAUCUCCCCCUGCUCGCCCGGGUUGCCCCAGCUUUGGGAGGUUUCCAUGGCGAACAAAGGAGCCUCAAUGCACCCAAACAAUUACAUGAACAGUUUUGGUCACUGGUAUCCAAACCACCAUCCUCAUCAGGACGCGAUGCCCAGGCCUCAGAUGAUGUGAGUGGAUUGUUGUUUUUUUUUGGUGCCGUGCAGACCAGCUGCUCGGCCUGUGAGAAGCGCACUACACUGAACCGGCUGGUCUCCCUCGAGGCCUCUUCUCAGACCUGAACUGCCUUUUAAACGUGUGUCUCGUAUUCACUGUAUUUCGUGUGCGUUUGGAAUUAUAAUUUCACUGCAAAAUAUUCUACCAGGCAUUAAAUGCUUUUUUUUUUUUUUUUUUUUUUUUUUAAGAUUUGUUAUUAAGUCGCUGCAACCUCUGGUGCUCGACACCAUCUCACUGACAUGUGGAUUUAGUGUGUGCAGUUUACUAAGAGACUCUGGAUAAAGCAACUUUUCAAAAAAAAAAAUCUUGUGUGCAUGGGUCUAUUUUAUUAGUGCUGGACUUUCAGCUCCGUGAGCCAACAAAUGCUGUGUGGGUUAUGCACAUAAAUGAUUACGAUUAUGAUUAAUAUGUGGUGUGACAAGUUUGUGUAGGUAGCUUCUUCACGUGACACGUUUUCAUUAACACAUAUUUUAGAGGGCGAGGGAAGCUGUGAGACAAAGGCUUUUAAAGUGGUUCUGUGAUCAUUCAUAGCUUGGGUCUCAGCUCUGAGGGCUGAGUACAGUUCAGAAAAAAUGUGUCGCUCAUAAAUUAUUAUUGCUUAAUAUUUUUAGAAUAUUUAGGUUAAAAUGAAAACCAACUUAAUCAUCCUACCUUAAAGGAAAAAGCAGUGGAUGGUGAAACAGAGGGAUGCGGGCUGGAACCUUUACGCACAACACAACAAAAGACACUUUGCUAUUUUAAAAAAAUAAACAAAAAACAUUUCAAAUAUCUUGGCUGCAUUUUUCUGCUUUAUCUGAAACAAAAACAAACAAAAAAAAAUCCACUUCUCUUCUACUUUUAAAGAACGAGGGAACAUAUGAGGCAACAUCCCUCCUUUUUUUCUCACCAGAGAGAGACACAUGCCGUGAGGAGAGAGGAGAGAGGAGAGAGGAGAGAGGGGAGAGGGGACGUGCAAGCCAACACUUCAACGAUGUUUUCUUUCUUCUUUAACUGAGCUCAAACUCGCCGUUGUCAUGAUAAAAUGACAAAUGGCUGCGCAAGCCCUCCAAUAAACGGCGCCUGAUUUAUAGUCGUUUGCACUGAUUUGCACACUCUGGCGCUAACACUGUCUAAACACAGAAAAUUAGUUAUUUAUAUCUUUGCAAACACUUCGCCGCGGUCUGGGCUGAUGCUCUUGAUUAAAUGGAGGGCUAAGCUCUGAUUAAUGAAGCUGAAUGGUGCGUUAAAGAAUCACCCAAUGGCUUCUUUUUAUCUUUUUCAUUCAUCACCCUGCUGCCUUUACUGUCUGGCAAACAUUAGGUGCAGUCCGUCUGAUGUCAUAGCUACACAGGGAUUAGAAAAAUAACUCUGCAGUCUGUGUGGAGAUAUUCUCCCCUUUAUAUUACUCUAUUAAAAAUAUACUGCAGGAUAUUUCUAUUACAGGUGUUGUGAUGUCAUCUUAAAGGGUCAUGACGUCCAGAUUUCAUAGGAUUGUCAUGCUCCACAGGGGAAGUGUUUGCAAAGUGCAUGCACAUAACUAAAUUUAAUUAACUCAAUUAAGACUUUUCCUCAGUGAGUUCUUGGUACAGCUGUUAUUUUUUAAAGAUAUCCACAUAUGCAUACUCUAAUACUAAUAUUAUUGCAUUCAAAUAUAACAUGCCAUACCUGCUAUUAACUACGUUCAAGCAGCUCUCCACACCGUAUCAGUGGUGCACUCAGUCAUACAGGCUACAGUCAGUCCUGUCUUACCUCAGCCAGAGAA
Seriola aureovittata is the source of this 2972-nucleotide messenger RNA. It is a transcript of the gene dlx4b, whose product is annotated as distal-less homeobox 4b. Gene Ontology annotation, molecular function: DNA-binding transcription factor activity, RNA polymerase II-specific; RNA polymerase II cis-regulatory region sequence-specific DNA binding. The coding region runs from base 416 to 1189 and encodes 257 amino acids. The record is from RefSeq and is a predicted model, not a curated record. The transcript is spliced from 3 exons. Lineage: Eukaryota; Metazoa; Chordata; Actinopteri; Carangiformes; Carangidae. Gene Ontology annotation, biological process: cell differentiation; embryo development; negative regulation of transcription by RNA polymerase II.